Molecule: messenger RNA, 987 nt
Organism: Cynocephalus volans (Philippine flying lemur)
Lineage: Eukaryota; Metazoa; Chordata; Mammalia; Dermoptera; Cynocephalidae
Gene: MXD3
Product: MAX dimerization protein 3
Exons: 6
Coding region: 15-650 (211 amino acids)
Biological process (GO): regulation of transcription by RNA polymerase II
Molecular function (GO): DNA-binding transcription factor activity, RNA polymerase II-specific; protein dimerization activity; RNA polymerase II cis-regulatory region sequence-specific DNA binding
Source: RefSeq, a predicted model, not a curated record
CUGCUGUCGCCGAAAUGGAGCCACCUGUGGCCAGCAACAUACAGGUCCUGCUGCAAGCGGCCGAGUUCCUGGAGCGCCGCGAGAGAGAGGCCGAGCAUGGCUACGCGUCCCUGUGCCUGCACCGCAGUCCAGGCCCCAUCCACAGGAGGAGGAAGCGACCCCCCCAAACUCCUGGCGCGCUGGACAGUGGGCGGUCUGUGCACAAUGAGCUGGAAAAGCGCAGGAGGGCCCAGCUGAAGCAGUGCCUGGAGCAGCUGAAGCAGCAGAUGCCCCUGGGGGCCGACUGUGCCCGAUACACCACACUGAGCCUGCUGCGUCGUGCCAGAAUGCACAUCCAGAAGCUGGAGGAGCAGGAGCAGCGGGCCCGGCAGCUCAAGGAGAAGCUGCAUAGUAAGCAGCAGAGCCUGCGGCGGCAGCUGGAACAGCUCCGGGGGCCGGCAGGGGUGGGCGAGCGGGAGCGGCUGCGGGCGGACAGCCUGGACUCUUCAGGCCUUUCCUCUGAGCGCUCCGACUCAGACCAAGAGGAGCAAGAGGUGGAUGUGGAGAGCCUGGUGUUCGGGGGCGAGGCUGAGCUGCUGCGGGGCUUCAGCGCCAGCCAGGAGCACAGCUACUCGCACAGCUACUCGCACAGCGGCAGCACCUGGCUAUGAUGCCCGCCAGCUGAGCAGGCCUCUGCCCUGAUCACCCUCACACCGCUGGGCUGACAGUGCCAGCAGGAGCUCCCCUCAAGCCUCAAGGGCUGCUCAGCAUCACCUGUUGGAGUGGACUAAAAGGACCUUUGCAUGGGAACAAGUGCUAGCUGCCAGGUGGUCCCUCCUGGGGGGAGGUGGCACCUGGAGCCUUACCGGAGCCCUGCAGUGCAGGUAGAUUGGGCCUGGGCCGCCCUUUCCUACAUUUUUUGUAGCACUUGGCUCUGCUGCCCCUGUGGGGGCAGGAAACCUCUCAGAGCUUCAUGUUCCUUCCUGGACAAGGCCCCCUGGCCUUUGC